CCAGCGUGUGCAGAGCUGGCAGCAGCAAGAGAGGAGACCUGGAACGAGAAGGCAGAGGACUUCUGUGCCGGACAGCAUGGCUGAAGAUCUGGAACUGCAGACCUGGGACCUGGAAUGUGAGCGCAACCAUCGGGACCACCGGACCUCCGAAAUGGGCUGCCAGCAGCUGGUCGUGCGCCGGGGGCAGCCCUUCUUCAUCACGCUGCACUUUGCAGGGAGGAGCUACGAGGAAGGGCUGGACAAACUCGCCUUCAAUGUAGAGACGGGGCCCUGCCCCAGUGAGGUGUCUGGGACCAAGAACCACUUUCCUCUUUCCGGCUCCUUGGAAGCAGCAGCCUGGAGCUCUGCAGUGGAGAGGCAGGAUGGAGCCUCCCUGUCCGUGUCCAUCUGCUCCCCUCCGGACGCCCGGAUCGGCCGCUACAGCCUCACCAUGGAGGCCUCCACGGGCUACCAAGGCUCCAGUUUCAGUCUUGGGGGGUUCGUCUUGCUCUUCAAUCCUUGGUGUCCAGUGGAUUCUGUCUUUCUCGAAAGUGAAGAGGAGCGUAAUGAAUAUGUGCUGACUCAGCACGGACACAUCUUCCAGGGGUCGAGCAGCUUCAUCUAUUCCAUCCCCUGGAAUUUUGGGCAGUUUGAAGAUGAAAUCCUGGACAUCUGCCUCCAGCUGCUGGACACCAACCCCAAAUUCUUCAAGAACCAAGACCGGGACUGCACCCGCCGCAACAGCCCCGUCUACAUCAGCCGGGUGGUCAGCGCCAUGGUGAAUUGUAAUGACGACCAAGGGAUCAUAUUUGGCCGCUGGCAGCAGCCCUACGAUGACGGCAUCAGCCCCAUGGUCUGGAGUGGGAGCGUGGACAUCCUGCAGCGGUGGCGGAAGUUCGGUUGCCAGCCGGUCCGAUACGGGCAGUGCUGGGUCUUUGCGGCUGUGGCCUGCACAGUGCUCCGAUGCCUGGGAAUCCCCACCCGUGUGAUCACCAACUACAACUCUGCCCAUGAUACCAACAGCAACUUGAAGAUCGAGCAGUACCUGGACGAGAAUGGGGUGGUGCAGAAAGGGUCCCGGGAAUACAUUUGGAAUUUCCAUUGUUGGGUUGAAAGCUGGAUGACUCGCCCGGACCUUCCAGAAGGCUACGAUGGCUGGCAGGUUUUGGACCCAACUCCUCAAGAGAAAAGUGAAGGUGUUUACUGCUGUGGUCCAACUCCGGUCAAGGCCAUCAAGGAAGGAGAACUGAAAAUGAAGUAUGACAUUCCCUUCGUCUUUGCUGAGGUCAAUGCAGAUGUGGUUUAUUGGAUGCUCCAGAGUGACAGUUCCCGAAAGAAGACCGUCAACUCCACUCUAGUGGGAAAGCACAUCAGCACCAAGAGUGUGGGCAGAGAUUCAAGGGAGGACAUCACCCACAACUACAAGUACCUGGAAGGUUCAGAGGAAGAGAGGGCUGUUCUGGAAAAGGUGAAACUCAAGAAGACCUACCCAAAAGAGGAGGAGGGCUUGAACGUCAAAAUCAAAGUCUCCGAGGGAAUGAACAAUGGGUGCGACUUCGACAUCUUUGCCGUCAUCAGCAACAACUCGGGCAGUGAGCGGACGUGCCGGCUGAUGUUUGGAGCCCGCACAGCUGGAUACAAUGGGGCGUUGGGGCCUGAGUGUGGGAGAAAAGACCUGCUGAACGUCGCCUUGCAGCCGUACGCAGAGAAGUCCGUCCCCUUGCGCAUCCUUUACGAGAAGUACGGUGGGUGCUUAACCCAGGACAACAUGAUCAAGGUGAUGGCCGUCCUUCAGGACUAUGAGACCAAAGAGAUCGUGCUCGGCGUCCGAAACAUCUAUGUCAAAAACCCAGAUAUCAGAAUCAGGAUCUUGGGGGAACCAGCUCAGAAUCGCAAACUGGUGGCCGAGCUCACUCUGGUUAACCCCCUUCCCAGUCCCCUGAGCGGCUGCGUCUUCACCAUGGAAGGGGCCGGCCUCACGAGAGGGCAGAAGGUCCAGGAACUUGACAGCCCCAUCGGGCCAGGAGAAGAGGCCAAAGUGAGGGUGGACUUUGUGCCUCAGCAGUCAGGCCUGAGAAAGCUGGUGGUGGACUUCGAGAGCGACAAGCUGACUGGUGUGAAGGGCUACCGGAACGUCAUCAUCGCCCCCGUGUCCAAGUGAAGCCCGCCUCGAAGGGGAGGAGGCAGCUUAUCUAGCAAUACU
This is a messenger RNA of Euleptes europaea (tarantolino), 2182 nucleotides long. RefSeq names its product transglutaminase 2 (gene TGM2). The transcript has 13 exons. Gene Ontology annotation, biological process: peptide cross-linking. Gene Ontology annotation, molecular function: protein-glutamine gamma-glutamyltransferase activity. The coding region runs from base 77 to 2140 and encodes 687 amino acids. The record is from RefSeq and is a predicted model, not a curated record. NCBI's taxonomy places the organism in Eukaryota, Metazoa, Chordata, Lepidosauria, Squamata, Sphaerodactylidae.